AUGGCGGCGGCGGCUGCAUUGGCAGCGGAUGAAGCAGCGGGCGCGGGGCCGGCGCGCCGCCCUGUCCUUCGCGACCAUCGCUGUGGUGCUGGGACUGCCGCUGUGGUGGAAGACAACCGAGACCUACCGCGCUGCGCUGCCCUACGCGGACAUCGAUGGACUCGGCCGGCAGCUGUGAGAACCAGCGUCACGUCCCGCUAUGAGAUGCACUAUCGCCACACUACGGGUCAGGAGGAGGCAGCACUGGCUGCAGUGACUGCACGAGAGGCUGAUGCUGCUUUGCACCCACUGCAGGACACUACCAUGGGCUCUCUGACCAUGUAUGUGGUCUCUGAAACCUCCUCUCUCCUGCCUCAGGGCAUCAGUGUCUAUGUGGGGAAGCACCGCAGUGCCCUGGUGAGGGCUGUGGGCAGCCUGGCCGCCCUGCAGGCCCGGCUCAGGGAGGUGACACAGGUGAUGUCCUUCACGGCCAGCUCCAUCGCCACCGCCCUGUCGGACCGCGUGCCCAAUGGACAGCUCAGCCCUGAUGCACGGCGGUACCUGAAAUCCAGCCUGGGAUACGAGAUCACCUUCAGCCUGCUGAACCCUGACCCCAAGUCCCACACUGUGGACUGGGACAUUGAGGGGGCUGUGAACCGCUACGUGAAGCCUGUUCUGGACAAACUGAGCUUGGUGGCCAACUUCUCUGUGGAUUCACAGAUCCUGUACUACGCUGUCCUAGGAGUGACACCACGCUAUAACAAGGAGUCCUCCAGCUUCCUCCUGAGUGCUCACAGCCUCCCACAUGUCAUCAACCCUGUGGAGGCCCGGCUGGGCUCCAGUGCUGCCUCACUCUACCCUGUUCUGAACUUCCUGCUGUAUGUGCCAGAGCGCUCCCACUCCCCUCUGUACAUCCACGACAAGGAUGGAGCCCCAGUGAGCACCAACGCCUUCCACAGCCCUCGCUGGGGUGGCAUAAUGGUUUACAAUGUUGAAGCCCCUGUUUCCUCCCAAGCCUCCCUCCCUUUGCAUGUAGAUGUGGACAUGGCACGAGUGAUGGAGGUUUUCCUGGCCCAGCUCCGGUUACUCUUUGGGCUAUCUCAGGAAGAGGUGCCCCCUGAAUUUCUGCUGGAAAGCCCAGGGAAUGAGGGGCUGGCUGACUGGGAGCUGGACCACCUCCUCUGGGCCCACACUGUGGAGAACAUCGCUACUGUGUCCACCACCCUGACCUCGCUGGCCCAGCUCCUGGACAAGAUUGGGAACAUUGUCAUCAAGGAUGAUGUUGCCUCUGAGGUGUACCGGGCAGUGGCCUCAGUCCAGAGUGCUGUGACCAAGCUGUCCCUGGGCCAUCUGCAUGCAGCUUUCCAGGCCAGCAAGGAGGCUGUCACCUCCUCAGAGAGGGCCUUCUUUGACCCAUCUCUCCUCCAUCUCCUCUACUUCCCUGAUGACCAGAAGUUUGCCAUUUACAUCCCGCUCUUCCUGCCCAUGGCUGUCCCAAUUCUCCUAUCCUUGGCCAAGAUUGUCCGGGAGACCAGGCUCCGUAAGAAGGAGCCCACCAAGAUGGACUGAGAGAUGGUGCCCUGGCUUGGGGCUGUCCACACCCACUGGGAGGCUGUUGUUACAGACCCACGGCCCAGAAGGGCACCCCAGGGCCAGGCCUGGCUGCUGGGCUUGGCUGUGCCAGGGCCAGGAUGCAGGAGCGGGAAGAGAGGUUGCUUCAGGAGGUGGGAAGGGGUCUCAGUUUAGGUGCUGAGCCCUCCUGCCCCCCUAGAGGCAGAGAGGGGAGGGAGGGUGCUACCUUGGUGCACCCCGAGCCUGGUGCUGUAUUUAGAAGAAGCUGCUGUGUAAAUAAA
This is a messenger RNA of Cinclus cinclus, 1832 nucleotides long. RefSeq names its product phosphatidylinositol glycan anchor biosynthesis class S (gene PIGS). Gene Ontology annotation, biological process: attachment of GPI anchor to protein. Gene Ontology annotation, cellular component: GPI-anchor transamidase complex. The record is from RefSeq and is a predicted model, not a curated record. The coding region runs from base 1 to 1548 and encodes 515 amino acids. NCBI's taxonomy places the organism in Eukaryota, Metazoa, Chordata, Aves, Passeriformes, Cinclidae. The transcript is spliced from 11 exons.